CUGGGCGCGUGCGUCAGGGCGGGCGUGGAGGAGAUCCAGGUGCUCACGAGCGCGGGCCACAGCUCCCUGUCCAAGGCGGCGAGCGUCGUCGGCCUGGGGAGGCAGUCCGUGAAGGAGCUGCGGCUGUCUGACGAGGAGCCGUGGCGGCUUGACUUCGCCGCGCUGGAGGAGCACCUGAAGAGGCCCCGCGCGGCGAGCAUCAUUGCCAUCAGUGCGGGCGAGGUGAACACGGGACGGUACGGGACCUAUGGUCUGGAGGAGAUGAAGAGGGUCAGGGCUCUGGCUGACCAGUACGGAGCUUGGAUUCAUGUGGAUGGAGCAUUUGGUAUUUUUGCCCGAGUAUUGGAAGCCAACGACGAAUACAAGCUCUUACAUGAACGAGUGGCUGGUGUGGAGUUGGCCGACAGUAUCACGGUGGACGGUCAUAAGGUCCUGAAUGUGCCGUAUGAUUGCGGCAUGUUCUUCACCCGCUCGCUAUCUACACUCCAGAAUGUCUUCGUGAACCCCAACGCCGCCUAUCUCGCAUCCUCGUCCGCGGCCACGAUCCCGUCCCCCCUGAACAUCGGCCUCGAGAACUCGCGCCGCUUCCGGGCGCUCCCCGCCUACGCCGCCCUCCUCAGCGAAGGCCGCCCCGGCUUCGGCAAGCUCGUGUCCAACAUGGUCCAGCUCUCACGCAGGCUGGCCGCCUUCCUGCGCGACUCGGACGACUACGAGCUGCUACCCAACGCGGACCUGGACGAGGUAUUCAUCAUUGUCCUCUUCCGCGCCAAGAACCCGGAGCUCAACGCCAGACUCGUCGAGGAGAUCAACCAGACCAGGCAGAUGUACGUGAGCGGGACGGCCUGGAAGGGCGACAAGGCCGUGCGGGUCGCCGUGUCGAACUGGAAGGUGGACGUCGAGCGAGACUUCAAGGUCGUCACGGCGAUCCUCACCGCAGUUGCCGAGGGCCGUUCGUUUGAUAUCGCCACCGUCGAGUGA
Molecule: messenger RNA, 978 nt
Organism: Clonostachys rhizophaga
Lineage: Eukaryota; Fungi; Ascomycota; Sordariomycetes; Hypocreales; Bionectriaceae
Source: the annotation of a GenBank genome assembly